AUGCCGGGCCCUGGGGCGGCCGCGCUGGCCCGGGCGCUGCUGGCCUGGGCGCUGCUGGCCCCCGCGCCCACCCUGCCGCAGACCCCGGCCCCCGGGCAGCGGAAGGUGCGGGAGAAGGAAGCCAGCUUCAACACCACCUACGCCGACUGGGUGGACUCCGAGCUGCUCAACAUCUACGCCUUCAACCACAGCGUCCAGAGGAACAAGACGGAGGGGGUGCGGGUGUCGGUCAACGUCCUGUCCGACCACAACGACCUGCCCGUGCUCUUCGUGGUGAGGCAGAAGGAGGCCGUGGUCUCCUUCCAGGUGCCGCUCAUCCUCCGGGGGCUGUACCAGCGGAAGUACGCGUACCAGGAGGUGAGCCGCACGCUCUGCCAGCCCCAGACCAAGGGGGAGGUGGAGACCCAACACUUCUACGUGGACGUCUCCACGCUCUCCGUCAACACCUCCUACCAGCUGCGGGUCACCCGCGUGGAGAACUUCACCCUGAAGACCAACCAAAGGUUCAGCUUCAACGCCACGGCUGCCCAGCCCCAGUAUUUCAAGUAUGAGUUCACCGAGGGAGUGGACUCAGUGAUUGUGAAGGUGACCUCGGCCAUGGCGUUCCCCUGCUCUGUCAUCUCCAUCCAGGACAUCCUGUGCCCCGUCUACGACCUGGACAACAAUGUGGCCUUCAUCGGGAUGUACCAGACCAUGACCAAGAAGGCAGCCAUCACUGUGCAGAAAAAGGAUUUCCCCAGCAACAGCUUCUACGUCGUGGUAGUGGUGAAGACAGAGGAUGAGGCAUGUGGGGGGGCUCUGCCCUACUAUCCCGUCGCCAAAAACAGUUCCCCAGACACACCUGUAGAUCAGCACGACCGGCAGAAGAUGCUGGAGGUGAUGGUGUCACCAGCCAUAACCUCGGAGGCCUAUGUGAGCAGUGUGCUCUUCUGCCUUGGCAUCUUCCUCUCCUUCUAUGUCCUGACGCUGCUCAUCGCCUGCUGGGAGAGCUGCCGGCAGCAGAAGAGGAAGGGGCUCCUGGCAGCCAUGGACUCGCCCAGCCUGGACACGGCAUCUCUACUGGGGCACACCCGCAGCAUCCCUGACGUCUUCCUGGGCCACUCUCCCUACGACAGCUACGGUUACGGCUCCUUUGGGAAUGGCUCCUCCAGCAGCGCCGAGGGCCUCACCGACAGCCUGGCCUCCUCCGAAGUGCCCUAUGGCUACGUGGGGCAGGAGCAGUUCAAGCGGCGCACGCCCUCCACCCUGAUGAGGCCGCUGAGCAUUGCCAUGGGGGAGCGGUCGCUGGAGAACGUGGCCAGCCGGCCCCGCCUGGACUCGCUCAGCUCUGUGGAGGAGGAUGACUACGACACGCUGGCUGACAUUGACUAUGACAAGAACGUCAUCCGCACCAAGCAAUACCUCUGUGUGGCUGACCUGGCCCGCAAGGACAAGCGGGUGCUGCGGAAGAAGUAUCAGAUCUACUUCUGGAACAUCGCCACCAUCGCUGUCUUCUAUGCCCUCCCGGUCAUCCAGCUGGUCAUCACCUACCAGACAGUGGUGAACGUCACCGGCAACCAGGACAUCUGCUACUACAACUUCCUGUGCGCUCACCCGCUGGGGAACCUCAGCGCCUUCAACAACAUCCUCAGCAACCUGGGCUACGUCCUGCUGGGCCUCCUCUUCCUCCUCAUCAUCCUCCAGCGGGAGAUCAACUACAACCGGGCGCUCAUGCGCAACGAUACCCACGCUCUGGAAUGUGGCAUCCCCAAGCACUUCGGGCUUUUCUAUGCCAUGGGCACAGCGCUGAUGAUGGAGGGGCUGCUCAGCGCCUGCUACCACGUCUGCCCCAACUACACCAACUUCCAGUUUGACACCUCCUUCAUGUACAUGAUUGCUGGGCUUUGCAUGCUGAAGCUCUACCAGAAGCGUCACCCAGACAUCAACGCCAGCGCCUACAGCGCCUACGCCUGCCUGGCUCUUGUCAUCUUCUUCUCUGUCGUCGGGGUGGUCUUUGGCAAGGGGAACACAGCCUUCUGGAUCGUCUUCUCCGUCAUCCACAUCGUGGCCACCCUGCUGCUCAGCACCCAGCUCUACUACAUGGGGCGCUGGAAGCUGGACUCGGGCAUCCCACGCCGGAUCCUGCACGUGCUGUACACGGACUGCGUGCGGCAGUGCAGCGGGCCCAUGUACGUGGACCGGAUGGUGCUCUUGGUCAUGGGAAACAUCAUCAACUGGUCGCUCGCUGCCUACGGCCUCAUCGUCCGCCCCAAUGACUUUGCUUCCUACCUGCUGGCCAUUGGCAUCUGCAACCUCCUCCUCUACUUUGCCUUCUACAUCAUCAUGAAGCUCCGCAGUGGCGAGCGCAUCAAACUCAUCCCCUUGCUCUGCAUCAUCAGCACCUCGGUGGUCUGGGGCUUCGCCCUCUUCUUCUUCUUCCAGGGGCUCAGCACUUGGCAGAAAACGCCGGCUGAGUCCCGGGAGCACAACCGCGACUGCAUCCUGCUGGACUUCUUUGAUGACCACGACAUCUGGCACUUCCUCUCCUCCAUCGCCAUGUUUGGCUCCUUCCUGGUGCUGCUGACGCUGGACGAUGACCUGGACUGUGUCCAGCGGGACAAGAUCUACGUCUUCUAGGAGCUGGUGGCCGCCCACUGCCCUGGGCCUGUGCCAAACCCCGGCCUCAACCCCCGGGGGAGGGAUGCUGGGGCUGCGGGGGUCCCACCGGCUGCUCCAUCCCC
Molecule: messenger RNA, 2720 nt
Organism: Calypte anna (Anna's hummingbird)
Lineage: Eukaryota; Metazoa; Chordata; Aves; Apodiformes; Trochilidae
Gene: SIDT2
Product: SID1 transmembrane family member 2
Exons: 28
Coding region: 1-2616 (871 amino acids)
Cellular component (GO): membrane
Source: RefSeq, a predicted model, not a curated record